Molecule: messenger RNA, 2884 nt
Organism: Callithrix jacchus (white-tufted-ear marmoset)
Lineage: Eukaryota; Metazoa; Chordata; Mammalia; Primates; Cebidae
Gene: GPC5
Product: glypican 5
Biological process (GO): positive regulation of canonical Wnt signaling pathway; regulation of protein localization to membrane; cell migration
Cellular component (GO): extracellular region; plasma membrane; cell surface
Source: RefSeq, a predicted model, not a curated record
GCGGAGCGCGGCGGGCGGGCACAACCAGGUUAGCGGCUGCGAGCGGAGUCGGGCGGCGGCGGCGGCCGGAGCUGAAUGCUCGCGGGCUCACUGCGGCUCCACUAGUUUUCUUCGCCCCGCGCAGCGCCCACUCGCCUCCACUGGGGAAGAAGAGUGGACAGUGCUCAGCUCGAAAACUCUGGUGUCUCAGCUUAGGGCCUCCACGGAGGAGAGCCAAGUGCUCCCAGGUGAAGCCGGCGCCCGCGGGCGGUCCCUACACCCCGUAGCCGCCUCGCACCGCUCGGGAGCCUCGGCCGCCGCGUCUUCCACGCCUGCAGCUCGGCCAAGGCGCGCGGGGCGGGUGGCGUCUCCUGCGGGGUAAGGGGGACCAGGACGGCGAGGAUGGAUGCGCAGACCUGGCCCGUGGGCUUUCGCUGCCUCCUUCUCCUGGCCCUGGUUGGGUCCGCCCGCAGCGAGGGCGUGCAGACCUGCGAAGAAGUUCGGAAACUUUUUCAGUGGCGGCUGCUGGGAGCUGUCAGGGGGCUGCCGGAUUCGCCCCGGGCAGGACCUGAUCUUCAGGUUUGCAUAUCCAAAAAGCCUACAUGCUGCACCAGAAAGAUGGAGGAGAGAUAUCAAAUUGCAUCUCGCCAGGAUAUGCAGCAGUUGCUUCAAACAUCCAGCUCUACCUUAAAGUUUCUAAUAUCUCGAAAUGCGGCUGCUUUUCAAGAAACCCUUGAAACUCUCAUCAAACAAGCAGAAAAUUACACCAGUAUCCUUUUUUGCAAUACCUACAGGAACAUGGCCUUGGAGGCUGCUGCUUCAGUUCAGGAGUUCUUCACUGAUGUAGGGCUGUAUUUAUUUGGUGCAGAUGUUAAUCCUGAAGAAUUCAUAAACAGAUUUUUUGACAGUCUUUUUCCUCUGGUCUACAACCACCUCAUUAACCCUGGUGUGACUGACAGCUCCCUGGAAUACUCAGAAUGCAUCCGGAUGGCUCGUCGGGAUGUAAGUCCAUUUGGUAAUAUUCCCAAAAGAGUAAUGGGACAGAUGGGGAGGUCCCUGCUGCCCAGCCGCACCUUUCUGCAGGCCCUCAAUCUGGGCAUUGAAGUCAUCAACACCACAGACUAUCUGCACUUCUCCAAAGAGUGCAGCAGAGCCUUUCUGAAGAUGCAGUACUGCCCACACUGCCAGGGUCUGACUCUCAGUAAGCCUUGUAUGGGUUACUGCCUCAACGUCAUGCGAGGAUGCCUGGCACACAUGGUGGAGCUUAACCCACACUGGCAUGGAUAUAUCCGGUCACUGGAAGAACUGUCAGAUGCAAUGCAUGGAACAUACGACAUUGAACACGUGCUUCUGAACUUUCACUUGCUUGUGAGUGAUGCUGUGAUACAGGCUCACCUCAAUGGACAAAAAUUAUUGGAACAGGUAAAUAAGAUUUGCGGCCGCCCUGUAAGAACACCCACACAAAGCCCUCGUUGUUCUUUUGAGCAGAGCAAAGAGAAGCAUGGAAUGAAGACCACGGCAAGGAGGAGUGAAGAGACACUUGCCAACAGAAGAAAAGAAUUUAUCAACAGCCUUCGACUGUACAGGUCAUUCUAUGGAGGUCUAGCUGAUCAGCUUUGUGCUAAUGAAUUAGCUGCUACUGAUGGACUUCCCUGCUGGAAUGGAGAAGAUAUAGUAAAAAGUUAUAGUCUGCGUGUGGUUGGAAAUGGAGUCAAAGCCCAGUCUGGAAAUCCUGAAGUCAAAGUCAAAGGAACCGACCCCGUGAUCAAUCAGAUUAUUGAUAAACUGAAGCACGUCAUUCAGUUGUUACAGGGUAGAUCACCCAAACCUGACAAGUGGGAGCUUCUUCAGCUGGGCAGUGGAGGAGGCAUGGUUGAACAAGUCAGUGGGGACUGUGAUGAUGAAGAUGGCUGUGGGGGAUCAGGAAGUGGAGAAGUCAAGAGAACGCUGAAGAUCACAGACUGGAUGCCAGAUGAUAUGAACUUCAGUGAUGUAAAGCAAAUCCAUCACACAGACAGUGGCAGUACUUUAGACACCACAGGAGCAGGAUGUGCAGCGGCAACGGAAUCUAUGACAUUCACUCUGAUAGGUGUGGUGAUGUUACUUCCUGGGAUCUGGUAACAGGGCACUUCUGUCCUGACAUAUCUUACUUCAGUCUCGAUUUCUUCUCUGUCUUCUUCUCUGGAAUAAGAGAUCCUUUUUCAAUGUAACAAUUAUAUUUAUGAAAAGAUGUCACACUAACUUCUCAGAAGCCAAGCUGAAACAUUCAUAAAGUCCCUAAAACUCAACGUUUAAAUAAUACACUUUAAAAUAUGUCUUCUUCGAAUCUAACUGAAACCUACUUAACUUCUAAUACAACGAAUCUGAAGAUAUGAAGGGCACAGAGUGACUGGAAUAAGAAGAAUUUACAGUAUCUGUAAUUUUAUUAUCAAUUCCAAGCCCCUUCCUUUCUAGAUCAAAAAUGUUUCCAUUUGAAAGUGUAUUUGCCAGACAAUGAAAACAGUAUGUAGUAUUUCUUAAAGUACUGAAACUAGAAUAUCAUGAAAUAAAUCAAAACACACAAUGGCAAGUAGUAUGCAUGCAUAUUCAACAGACUCUUCCAUUUUUGCAAGCUGUAGAAGGAAAUGUCUGAAAGUCUGUAAGUUAUCGAGUAGAUUAUUGAGAAGCAUUUCACAUUUCACUAAAGAACUUCAUAAUUUUGAUCCACUGUAACUUAGCCACUGACAGACCUUAAAGCUGAGUAUUUUAGUAGCACCUGACUGUACUCCAUUAUAUUCAACAUGCAUCUCUAGUAUCGUGGCUCUGUUCCUGCCUCCCUCUUUGCCCCAUAGAUUUGCCUGUGUUGGGAAGCAUACGCUUGCUCUAGAAAUAUCUCCAAUAAAGCUCUUAAUUAUUUGGUGGAAAA